AUUCUUAGUUGCUGUAGACCUUACAGAUUAUAUAGUUUUCUUCCAUAAACAAUUUUAGUAUUAUGUAAGUUGUUAUGGAUUAAAUAGUUCAAUAAGGAAAUUUAUAAUUUUCACCAAAUACAAAACUACCUGAAUGAAAUGGAAAUAUCAUAAAAUUUUUAUUACAAUUCACCAUAUUAGUUAUAACUUAAAAACUGGCAUAUCUUGGAGUCAAGACUUGGAAUGCAGACAAUUCUCAUUUGAAAAAAUAUAGUAAGAUUUAUAAUGAAAAAAUUCGGCAACUAUAAGUUCUUAAAAAUAAAACUUUUAUGCAUUCAUUUUCACAAAAAUUAAUCUAAGUUUUUUUUAAUUUCACAGUUGCAGUUAUGGGAUACAGGUGGCAUGGAACGAGUUGCAUCCAUCACUAGUAGUUAUUAUAAAUUUGCAGAAGCUGCAAUUCUAGUAUUCAGCUUUGAUAAUCCUGAUUCAUUCAAUAUUCUCUCUCAGCAUCUUUUGGAUAUCGUUAGCUAUGCCGAAAAUGCAAAAAUUUUUUUAUGUGGAAAUAAAAUAGAUUUGGUACAUCAUAUGGAUAUAACUGAUUCAGAUAUAGAAGCUUUUUGUGAACAGUGUCAUAAUUUGAUCAGUGGUGUGUAUAAGACGUCGUGCAAGACGGGUGCUGGAAUAGAAGAAAUGUUCACAGAUAUUGCUCGUCAGUUGGUGCUCACUUGUCGUGUAAAAGAUAUGGAAGAUGUAGCUAAAGAUUCUUUCAAGGUCACCGCUCAAGACGAACCCCAAGAAUCUUGUUCAUGCUAGUCAUUUUAUUCAAAAUAUAAGAAAUCAUAGCUUUAGUAAAUUUGUUUAUUACAAAGAAUUUUUUAAAUUAUGUACAGAUUUUUAAGAUUUCUGUACAUACUGUAAAGUACUAUGUUUUGUAUAUUGCUGCAGAUCUCUAAUUAUCCAUGAUUUACAUUUUGAAAAUUAAAAACAAAAAAACUUGUAGUGCUAUUGAAGUAGUAAUAAUUGUUUUGCUGUUAAUUUCUGCUUAAUAAUGUUUGAGUAAACAAGACUUAUCUAGAGAAUAAGUUAGAAAAUAUACAAAACAUGAUACUGAUAUUGGAAAUCAAACAGAAAAUUAUUUGAAUUAAUUGCAAUUUUUGCAAAAUGUUCCUAAUUUGACUGAUUAAUUUAUCAUAGAUAAUCUGUUAAUUAUAAUUUCAAGCUGCAGUUUGAAAUGAUUUCAAUAUAUUUAAUUAAAUGUUAAAUAUCCAAGAUUUAAGAAAGUAAAUUAGUAUUAAAAAAGAUUAAUGAUAUUUUACAUUAAUCUUGAUAUCUGAAUAAACUCAUUUCCAUAUAGAUAGAUAUCAAUAUAUAGAAAUUGCCGAAAUAUUUUUUUAAAGUAAAGACGAAAAAUGAAAUUAGCAUAUAUUUGAUUUUACUACAAUCACAACAUUGUUCUACUUAGGUAAGGGUGCAUUGAGCUUGAAUUUUACUAGAAAUUAUUAUUUUUAAUGUUUUUAUGUGAAGUACAGUAUUGUAAAGUAUAAACUAAAUGUAAAAAAAUUUCUUCCAUUAAUGUAUUUUUCUCUAAAUGUUAAAGUGAUGUAUGAGAUUAAAAUUUAUUAAUACAUUUGCAUUUAUAA
Molecule: messenger RNA, 1619 nt
Organism: Centruroides sculpturatus (bark scorpion)
Lineage: Eukaryota; Metazoa; Arthropoda; Arachnida; Scorpiones; Buthidae
Product: ras-related protein Rab-2-like
Exons: 1
Coding region: 382-792 (136 amino acids)
Molecular function (GO): GTP binding; GTPase activity
Source: RefSeq, a predicted model, not a curated record